Messenger RNA from Zea mays, 849 nucleotides. RefSeq names its product 60S ribosomal protein L11-like. Gene Ontology annotation, molecular function: structural constituent of ribosome. The transcript is spliced from 5 exons. The coding region runs from base 74 to 622 and encodes 182 amino acids. Gene Ontology annotation, biological process: translation. Gene Ontology annotation, cellular component: ribosome. The record is from RefSeq and is marked provisional. Lineage: Eukaryota; Viridiplantae; Streptophyta; Magnoliopsida; Poales; Poaceae.
GCCGCCGCCUCAGCCCUCGCCCCGCGCUGCUGUACUCUCUCACCUCCUUCGCCGUUGUCUACCAGAUCAUCCCAUGGCGUCGGAGAAGAAGCAGUCGAACCCGAUGCGGGAGAUGAAGGUCCAGAAGCUCGUGCUCAACAUCUCCGUCGGCGAGAGCGGUGAUCGCCUCACCCGCGCCGCCAAGGUACUGGAGCAGCUGAGUGGUCAGUCACCGGUAUUCUCCAAGGCAAGGUACACUGUGAGGUCGUUUGGGAUCCGGCGCAAUGAGAAGAUCGCAUGCUAUGUGACGGUGCGGGGUGAGAAGGCAAUGCAGCUGCUGGAGAGUGGCUUGAAGGUGAAGGAGUACGAGCUGCUGAGGAGGAACUUCAGUGACACUGGCUGCUUUGGAUUUGGCAUCCAAGAGCACAUUGAUCUUGGCAUCAAGUAUGAUCCAUCUACUGGUAUCUACGGCAUGGACUUCUACGUCGUCCUUGAGCGUGCUGGGUACCGUGUCGCCCGUCGCCGCAGGUGCAAGUCCCGUGUUGGGAUCCAGCAUAGGGUCACUAAGGAAGACGCCAUGAAGUGGUUCCAGGUCAAGUACGAGGGUGUGAUCCUCAACAAGGCCCAAGCCAACACCUCCUAAGCCUAAGCGUCACCAUAAGAUAUUAGACCCUCUUGGUCUCUUCUAGUGCUUCGAGUUAAUGGAGUAUAUCUGGCGGUGGGAUUUGUAUUAGAAGAAAAUCAGAUGCAUUAUCAUUUUUGCCUGUACUGGUCCUACUGGAGUUAGUUGGAUCCAUGUUUUUGUGUGUGUCGAAUACAUUGAUGUUACUACUGUUCUACCUCGACAGCAGUCUGGGCUAUUCUUUGUUC